Messenger RNA from Brassica napus (rape), 1703 nucleotides. Its product is annotated as cytochrome P450 97B3, chloroplastic-like. NCBI's taxonomy places the organism in Eukaryota, Viridiplantae, Streptophyta, Magnoliopsida, Brassicales, Brassicaceae. The record is from RefSeq and is a predicted model, not a curated record. Gene Ontology annotation, molecular function: monooxygenase activity; heme binding; oxidoreductase activity, acting on paired donors, with incorporation or reduction of molecular oxygen. The coding region runs from base 902 to 1207 and encodes 101 amino acids. The transcript is spliced from 3 exons.
UUUCUCCGUCAUGAAAAAAAAAGCUCUCUUGAAGGCUAAAGGCGAUUCGGAUUGUGAAACCAUGUUGUCGUCUCUUCUUCUCUCUGGCUCUACAGUAUCUUCUUCGUUCAUCGCUGCAUCGAAGCUGUAACAUCUCUCUCUAUCUCCUUCGUCUGCCUUCAUUUCACCUUCUUUCGGCUUAUCCGAUUUCAAAUUCAAGGGUUUGUUCGUAUACUUGUUCCAUAAUCGAAUCUUAAGAGCUUAUGAAUUUGUUUAUGAUUACAGUUCUCUCUUACGGAAUCCAAAUCAGUCACUGUCACUAUCUCGGAACCUUUUGAGAAGCUUCAAACCCAUUAAGUGCUCCUCCGCUGAUUCUCCAUACGGAGGUUAUUAUUAUCAUCUCCCCUUCCUCUCGCUAAAGUUUCAAUCUUUACUCUGUUUUUUUUAUUAACUCAUGUAAAUCGAAUUAACCUUUUUUGUGUUUAGGCAACGUCUUCACGUUCCCUUGAACCAGGGUCUGGGACCCGUACAAGCGUUUAGGGAUUAGCCCCUACGCCUCCGAGGAAGAGAUCUGGGCCUCCUGGUAAACUCCUGAUUAGAUUUUUGAAACUCUUUGCUUCAAUCUAUAGAUGUCUGUGGUAAUGAUGGCUAAAGUCGAUAGCUUUAGUAGAUUUUUAUUGUGGAUAUGUGAAAAACAGAACUAGAGAAGACACAAAGUAAGAGACUUGUGUUGUUAGUAAUGAUGGAGUUUGGGUUCAAUGCCCACUGCUGAAGGAGCUGUCUCUGAUUUGUUUGGGAAGCCUUUCUUCUUAUUCCUCUACGACUGGUUCAUGGAGGUAUAUGCUAUUAAGACUUACUCUGAUUUACAUCUUAAAGUUGAGAACUUUGUUGUUUUGAUUCUGUGAUGUUCUUGUUUUAAAGCAUGGAGGAGUUUACAAACUUGCGUUUGGUCCAAAGGCAUUUGUUGUCAUCUCUGAUCCUACUGUUGCGGCAUGUCCUCAGAGAGAACGCGUUUUCUUAUGACAAGGGAGUUCUUGCUGAGAUCUUAGAACCCGUCAUGGAAAAAGGGUUGAUACCUGCUGACCUUGAUACCUGGAAGUUAAGAAGAAGAGCUAUAACUCAUGCGUUCCAUGCAUUGUAUUUGGAGGCCAUGGUCAAAGUAUUCAGCAACUGUUCUGAGAAAAUGAUACUGAAAUCUGAGAAACUCUUAAGGGAGAAAGAAGUUUGAAGCGGAGGAGGGGACACGAUUGAGUUGGAUCUUGAAGCAGAGUUCUCGAGUUUGGCUCUUGAUAUUAUAGGGCCUAGCGUGUUCAACUAUGACUUGUAAACAUUUUUAAACUUGUAUCAAACAUAGACAUUUUUAAACUCUAUCACACUUACAUUAAAUGAAACCUAUAGUUUUAACUUUUAAGAAGAUAAACUUAUACAUAAGAUAAGAAAAACUAAUAGAAAUUCUUUAGCUUAUAAUUUAUAAUUUUUUUUUAAUUGAAAUUGAAAAACUUAUAGUUUUUAAACUUAUACAUUUUUAAACUUCUCUUUUCUGGUAUAUUUAUUUUUAAUCAUGCAAUUAAUAAAAUUUCAAUUUCAAUUUUUUAAAAAAAUAUUUUUUUUAUUUCUAAAAACUCCUAAUUGGGGAUCACCAUUAGACACAUUAUUUUGACUAGAGUCCUUAACUAUUCAAACAAAAAAAACAAAAAAAAAAUUAAUAUAAUAAUGAUAAGGAC